AUGGACGGCGUUACCAAGCUUCUCGAACGCCGCGAGCCCGUCGAAAUUGUCGAGUACGACAAAUCUGGAAAUGUCUCUCGCACCUGGACUCAUCAUCCUGGCGACCGCGUUGUGCUUAAAACAAAGCCUAGCAUCUUCCUGCUCCCAUCCAUGAAAGAGGCUUUUAUGCCUGUUGGAUAUCCUCAUUCCGUUUCGAGCGAUUAUCUCAACUACCAAUUCUUCGACUCUCUUCAGGCCUUCUUUUCGACCAUCACCUCCCUCCUCGCCAACCGAGCUCUGCUGCAGGGUCUAGGUGUAGGAGAUGCAAACUCGUCCGCCACCUUCGCCAUGCUCCUGACUGUUCUGAAGGAUGCAGUGUCUCGAAUCGCUACUAUCAUCUUCGCCCAGCAGUUCGGCCUUCGUAUUGAGCCAGACGCAAAGCGCUUCCGCUUCCUGGCUGAUCUGUUCAACGACACUGCCUUCUUUCUGGAGCUGUACAGCCCGUAUCUAGGUCCCUAUGGAAAAAUUCUUGCCAUCACCAGUGGAGAAGCACUCCGCGCUCUGUGUGGUGUUGCGGCCGGUGCGAGCAAAGCUGCUCUCAGUGUACACUUUGCAAAGCAUGACAACCUCGCUGAACUCAAUGCUAAAGAAGCCAGUCAGGAGACCGCUGUGGGCCUUAUCGGACUUCUUGUUGGCACGUUCAUUGUGAAGCAUGUGGAGGACCACAACAGUGUUGUUUGCCUAAUGGUCGUUCUUGUCUUUGCGCACCUGUGGAUGAAUUAUCUUGGUGUUCGCAGUGUUUGUAUGGACUACCUCAACCGACAGCGCGCAACAAUCUUAUUCGAGGAAUAUCUCAAGACCGGAAACAUCCUAACGCCAAAUGAAGUUGCUAGCCGUGAGAACAUUAUUAUCUGGCAACCUGUCGUCCGAAACCAGCACGGUGAGAAAGUCGUUCGAAUCGAAAUGGCACAAAGCUACGGGGACGCUAUGGGCGCCAAACAUUCCCCUGCCAAAAUCUACCUUGUCGACGGCAUCCGAAACACCCUAUUUGUAUGGUCGCACUGGAAGGAUAGCCUCAUACCUAUCAAGAUCAUGCUCUGGAAGGACUCGGGAGCCAUUCAUGCCAUUAGCGCCUGGUUCAUGGCCAUGGAGAUGGCCUGGCUCAUAGAGAAGAGCGAGGGAUACACCGACAAGCUGGACAGAUUCUUUUGUGGAAAGGAGGCUAUUGAUGGAUACCAGCAAAAGUACGACCAACGUGAGCUUUGGGACGGAUUGCUCGCCAAGGGGUGGAAUCUGAACUCUCAAGCCUUUGAGACGGGCGCCCCUGUGCGUCUGCAUGCUCAGAUGGAGGGGAAGAAGGACCAGUAA
Molecule: messenger RNA, 1347 nt
Organism: Fusarium sp. VM40
Lineage: Eukaryota; Fungi; Ascomycota; Sordariomycetes; Hypocreales; Nectriaceae
Source: the annotation of a GenBank genome assembly